Molecule: messenger RNA, 480 nt
Organism: Pyricularia pennisetigena
Lineage: Eukaryota; Fungi; Ascomycota; Sordariomycetes; Magnaporthales; Pyriculariaceae
Exons: 2
Coding region: 1-480 (159 amino acids)
Source: RefSeq, a predicted model, not a curated record
AUGUCAAACCCACCGACGCCACUAAAAGUGUCCCCUGCGGCGACAAGUUAUACCGCCGCAACUAUGGACACGGAUCUUAGAUCUCAGAUUAACACCCUCUUAAUAAACGACGAGCUCUCAGUCAAGAUCCAAGACGCUCUCCUCCACUCCCUCAACGCACACCCAGCCAACUGGCCUACCCAGAUCCAGCAACACGCACUCUCGCUUCUCCGCGCCGGCGACAUCACCACAUUCCCCGCCCUCCUCGACAAGGUCCUGGAGGAUGUCAGGCAGAGCACGGCAGCGGCGGUGGCGAACUCGUCAUCGUCGGCCACCAACGGCGCGAGCGAGACCAACGGCAAAAAGGCAAACGGUGACGCCGGCGCAGAGUCGACGUUGAACCUGGCUGUGCCGCAGGCCGUGGUCGACGAGGCGCUCAAGGUGACCAUGGACUGCCUGGUUGAUUUAGUGGAGUUCUCGGAAGAGAAUGGUACUACCUGA